CUGGCAGAGGCGCGAGGCCCUUCGCCCGCCUCUCCGCCUACUCCAGCCUCCGCCGCCUCAGCUUCCCGAGCGAGCCCUACGGCCGCCGGAGCAGCUCCCGCGGCGGAGCAGGAGCCGGAUGGUCAGAGGAGCCCGGCAGCCCCAGCAGCCGCGGAGUCGCCUGGCCCCAAGACUGACUGGCACAGUGGAGAAACCACCUCGAAAACGGAAAAGCAGGACUGAAUUUGCUCUUAAAGAAAUCAUGUCCUCUGGAGGUGCUGAAGAUGACAUCCCACAGGGAGAGAGGAAAACAGUUACAGAUUUUUGUUACCUUCUGGAUAAAUCUAAGCAACUGUUCAACGGGUUAAGAGAUUUGCCACAAUAUGGGCAGAAGCAGUGGCAGUCUUAUUUUGGAAGAACUUUUGAUGUUUACACCAAACUCUGGAAGUUCCAGCAGCAGCACCGACAAGUCUUGGAUAAUCGGUAUGGCUUGAAGCGGUGGCAAAUAGGGGAAAUUGCUUCUAAGAUUGGGCAGCUAUACUACCAUUAUUACCUGCGCACAUCUGAGACCAGCUAUCUGAAUGAAGCUUUCUCCUUCUAUUCUGCAAUCAGACAAAGAUCAUAUUAUUCUCAAGUCAAUAAAGAGGACAGACCUGAGUUGGUAGUUAAGAAGCUACGAUACUAUGCAAGAUUUAUAGUAGUUUGUCUUCUUCUCAACAAAAUGGAUGUUGUAAAGGAUCUGGUGAAGGAACUCUCGGAUGAAAUUGAAGAUUAUACUCACCGCUUUAAUACUGAAGAUCAAGUGGAAUGGAACCUGGUGCUUCAAGAAGUAGCAGCUUUCAUUGAGGCAGACCCUGUGAUGGUAUUAAAUGAUGAUAAUACCAUUGUUAUCACGUCUAAUCGCCUUGCUGAAACAGGAGCCCCAUUGCUGGAACAGGGCAUGAUUGUGGGACAGUUGUCUCUGGCUGAUGCACUCAUUAUUGGUAAUUGUAAUAACCAGGUUAAGUUCAGUGAACUAACUGUUGACAUGUUCCGGAUGUUACAAGCCCUGGAAAGGGAGCCAAUGAAUUUAGCUUCCCAGAUGAAUAAACCAGGAAUGCAGGAAUCAGCUGACAAGCCUACCAGGCGAGAAAACCCCCACAAGUACCUGCUCUACAAACCAACAUUCAGCCAACUAUACACAUUCUUAGCAGCAUCUUUUAAGGAGCUGCCUGCCAAUAGUGUGCUUCUGAUUUACCUGUCAGCCACUGGCGUUUUCCCCACAGGUCGUUCUGAUAGUGAAGGUCCUUAUGAUUUUGGAGGGGUACUUACUAAUAGUAACCGGGAUAUUAUAAAUGGAGAUGCCAUCCACAAACGAAAUCAAUCCCACAAGGAAAUGCACUGCCUUCAUCCUGGAGAUCUCUAUCCUUUCACAAGGAAGCCCCUGUUCAUCAUUGUGGAUUCAUCCAAUAGUGUUGCGUAUAAGAAUUUCACAAACUUAUUUGGACAGCCACUAGUCUGCUUGCUUUCUCCUACAGCAUAUCCAAAAGCUUUACAAGAUCAAUCUCAACGAGGUAGCCUCUUCACUCUCUUUUUGAACAAUCCUCUAAUGGCCUUCCUAUUUGUCUCUGGAUUGUCAAGCAUGCGUAGAGGCCUAUGGGAAAAGUGUCAAGAAUAUCUUCGAAAAAUCAACCGCGAUAUUGCCCAGCUACUGACCCAUUCACGUUCAAUAGAUCAGGCAUUUCUCCAGUUUUUUGGAGAUGAAUUUCUUCGCUUGCUUCUCACAAGAUUUAUCUUUUGUUCAGCCACCAUGAGGAUGCACAAGAUUUUUCGGGAAACACGAAAUUAUCCAGAAUCAUAUCCACAACUGCCAAGGGAUGAAACAGUGGAGAACCCUCACCUCCAGAAGCACAUUUUGGAAUUAGCAUCCAUUCUGGAUGUGCGAAACGUGUUCCUUGAGAAUACCAUAGAUGACUAUUAGAACAAAAAUCCUCUGUUGAAACAAGUUUUCAUUUGCCACAGAUUUUAAAUGGUGCAGUUUUCUAAUGUGAUGACAGACACAUAGUGGUGUUAUUUAGUUUUUAUUUUUCAAUUUAGGACCACCAUUUUAAAAACAAGCUGAAAAAAAUUGUUCAAACUUUUAGGGUAACUGUUUUAAAAUACAAUGUUUCAGGUCUUUUAAAAACUCAAUCUUGGAAUUUUUAUUUUUUGGUUUUGAGGUAUGGAUGCUUACCUCUAACAUCUGAUCCUACACUCAUAUAGUCACUAUUCUCACCCUGAGAAGAGUAAAUCAUUUAUUUUUGUAUAAUGAGGAAAACCCAACUCUUAUACUUGGACCUUAAAUGUGUGGAUUUGGAAAAUAUGUAAUUGUUCACAAAUAUGAAACUAGCCAGCAAGGACUACUAAGAAUCAAGAACAGAGCGCUUCCAUAAUAUUUCUUUUCAUUCCAAGUUAGUAGAUAGAAAAAUGUGUGAUUCUUUGAAGCCUAAUCAAGAUAGUUCUUUUUUUUUUUUUCUUUUUUUCUUUUUUCGGUAUGAGGGCCUCUCACUGCUGUGGCCUCUCCCGUUGCGGAGCACAGGCUCCGGAGGCGCAGGCCCAGCCGCUCCGCGGCAUGUGGGAUCCUCCCGGACCGGGGCACGAACCCGUGUUCCCUGCAUCGGCAGGCGGACUCUCAACUACUGCGCCACCAGGGAAGCCCAAGAUAGUUCUUAAAAGCAUUUAAUUCGUUUAAAUGCUGUCAAAGUUUCAGUAACUGUAUAGGAUUGAUUUGCAUCUGAAAAGCUGAAUCUUUAAUUGAGGUCUUGAGAUGAUACAUAUCAUUUGGAAUGUGUGAGUCCUGUGUUAUCAUGAGAUAUGUUUGCAUAUUUUGUUUUCUUUGUAUUCUUUGAAUGCUGGAAGUGAAAAAGAACAACUUUUAAAUCUUUCAGUCAAAAAAUCAGGUUGUCGUUUUCAUAAUACAGUGUUUCCAUAGGAAUUCCAUUUAAACUUUUAUUAAUUAAUGAGAUCCAGUUUAAAGACUGUCUAGGUUGAGGUCUGUGGUAUACAGUAGAGAGUUUGUAAUCUUUUUGCCUGGUUCAGAUUUAUGAAACUUCAGAGUUGUUACUAAUUUUAGUUGAGGGUAACUGAAUUGUUAUAUAAUUAAAAUGGAAGUUGCUUUUGCAUUGACAAUUUGGAAAUUAGGUUUUUAAAAACUCCUUAUAUUUACUAUUUUAUAUUUCAUGCACAAGAUUUUUAUUAUUUUAUAUAGGGUUCAGUGUAUCAUAUAAAGAUUUUUGUGUUUUUUCUUCCCUUUCAUCCUCUUCAUAAUUUUACAGGUACUAGCUAUGAUUUCUUUCCCCUCUUUUGACUCCCCAGCAUUCAAGUUCAGAAAUCGUUGAAUCAAAAGCCCUUCUACCUAAUUUUCUGUACAGGCUCACAACUCUACCUCUGGCAGUCCCAGGGGAAAUGAGGUGUUUGCUUUUGGUGCCUCUUUCCUAUGUCCCUAGGGAAAUUUUACUGUAAUAUUUUUAACUUGGUUUUUAUUUCUAACAUACAGAAUUAUUUUGGUCUAAGUUAUUCAUAUAUGUGUUCCAAUUUGUUGGUUUUUCAUCUGAAGUCUUGAAGUUAUUGUUCUUGGGUUUGGGAGACUUUGUGGGUUUUUUAAUUAAUUUUUUAAAAGUCAUUUUUGUUUGUUCUUUUAAACAUUAUUUCAGAAGGCUUUGGAAAAGUUACCCUGGAGAGGGAUUUCCUUUGCUAGUGGGUUUUUAUUAUCAGAUAAAGACUGCUUUCCUUUUUUUUUCCCCCCAGUACCUUAAUAAACUUCAUAGCUUUCCUUUCAUAACAGUGUUCACCUGAACCACAGCAAUAGACUGUCCUUAGUUAUCUGACCUCUUGUUUCAAUUCCCUGGAAGUUCUGUGCCAGUACUAGCAACACAUAUUCUCCUGUUCUCUGAUGCUUAAAAUAAAUAUUUGUCAUCCUGAGCUUUAUCCUCACUUGAUUAACAUAAAGAACACUGGCUUGAGAAUUAGGAGACCUGAGUUCUAAUCCUGGCUUUCCUGGUAACUAGCUUUAUGCCCUUUGACAAGUGUCUUCAUGUCUCUGCUUUUUAGCACUCUCAUCUGUAAAAUGAAGGCAUUGGCCCAAGGUUCUGUCCAAUUCUGUGGUUCUAUAAUUUGAACUCUUGGUUCCAAAAGAUAUUGAUUUUCCCACCCCUGCCACCUGGAAAAUUGGUUUCCCUUAUUUUAGUAUAUACAACAUUUUCUUUUCUAUAUCCUUUUUACCUAGUUUUUGUUCAAGAAAAUAUCUGGGUCCCACUUAGUUGUUGUAGAAACUAGUUCAGAGAGAGAAUCUCCAGAAGAAAUUGGAGCUUUUGUUAUUAGUAACGUGUUUGUCUAAGAACAAGGGGUCUUGGAACUCACAGCUAGUGUUUAGAUGAUGACCUUGCUCCUCAAGUUAAUAGUAGUGUAAUUCCUUACUGGUGGUUAAAAAUUUAAAGUGAACUAAAGUAAUCUUGAGAGGAAAACUGUGCUGGAAAAUUCUAAACUAUUGUUUCAUUCAUGCCUUUAAAAAAAUGUGUAUUGAGCAACGCUAUACUCCAGAUUUUGUCCUAGGCAUUGGUGAAACAGACAACGUAGACUUAAAAGUCCUUGUUUUCAUGAAGCUUAUAUUCUAGUAGGAGGAAUCAGGCAAUAAAUAUAAUAAAUAAGUAAAUUUAUGUUAGAAAGUUUUAAAUAGUAUGAAGAAAAUUUAGAGCGUGGCAAGGGAAAUUUUUCGUUUGUUUUUAGGCAGAAAAUAAUGUUUCAGUGAGUGAUCGGGGUAGGCCUUAUUGUGAAGGUUACAUUUGUGCAAACACUUGUAUUCCUUUGUUGUUGUUUUUUUUAACUUUUUGUUAAUGAAAAUUUAAAACAUACACAGAGUUUAAUGAACCUUGUAUACCCAUUACCCAGCUUCUACAUUUUAAGACCUUACUUUAAUUGAGGAAGAGGAAAUGAAAAAGGACCAUCACUCAAUGGGCUCAAGAUGGCAAUGGCAGAGAAUCUUAUUUUCUCAAUAUAUACUGUUCCCCUUUAUGAAUAUUAAAAUGUUAAACCCUUUAUUUAUUUUUAGAAUUCAUAGAAAUUUAAAUUUUGGAACUAAGAACAAAGCAAAACAAUGGCAAAGGGCACUUCUUUGCUUUCAAAUUGCACAAACUCCCCCCUGGAGAUUCUGAUACAGUGUCUCACCUCACCUAAGAACCACUGUAAACAAAAUAGUGUAAGAGUGCAAGAAGUCAGUUAUGUACAAAACAAAAUUAAGCACAAUGGAAUUGUUCUCUCUUUCUUUGUCCGUAUAUUUCUGAAGUUGAUAAAGCGACUAUCUUCCCUAAUUUACAGAAGAGAAAGCUGAGACCCCAAAAAACUCAGUUUUUUUCCAUAAAGAUGGAGCUAGAACUAAAACUCAAAUCUCCUAAUCUCAGCCCAGUCUUUCCAGUAGCUCAGGUUGCUUUCUAUAAUGAACAAGAAAGGAAUAAUUAGAGAUUUAUAUUUUGGCACAAAAGCUAUGGUAUUUUUUUAAUAUAUCAAAUAUUGAAACCAGUAAAUCAAUCAGCCCCAGCAAAUUUUAAUUUAUUAUUUAUAAAAAAAUCCACAAGUCAGACAUUUUAUCUUUGAUUUUAGCCAGUGUAUAUCCUUUGUGUAUGUGUGUGUGUGUGUUUUCUUCCUAGGAAGUGGUGCUCUCAAAAACCUCUCAAAGCACAUAGAAUUUAUUGUACCCUUUAUAUUUUUACCAAGUUGAAAUGUUUUGAGAUUAUAAAAGCAAAGUGCAAUCUAGUCGUGACUGAAAUUUUCCUGGUAAAGGAUCUGGGUUUUAUUUUUUCUCACUUGUGGCUACUAUGCUUUGUCUUCUUCUUGCAGUAGUAUUCCCUGAGACAGAUUAGGUGGUGAUUGAACUGAAUUUCUUUGAGGUAAAGGGAAAAACAACAAAUCCAAUGUAUAUAUUAAUUAUGAGAGCUUUCAUUAGCAUUUUUCUCCAAGUUUAAUCUCUGACCUGUGUGAGUUAGUAACUUUCUGUCUCUUAGAAGGGUUUUGGACUCUUGAAAAAUCCACAGAGACUUGUAAUCAGUCUGAUAUACAGAGAAUAUUCUGGACAGGAAAUAUAGUAAGGUACUAAGGUCUGCAAACUUGGCUACUGCCUGUGAUGCAGAACCACCUCCCCAUCCUAAGUGAGUAAAAAGAUUUGAUAUGAAUAUGAAUGGUAUGAAUCUCCUGGUGAUAUUUUGGGUGUAUAUGUUCCUGUAUGUUUGUUUGGAGAGUAUUAAGGAUAUUUACAUUGAGGGCUCUUUUGUUGUCCUUAUUUAUUUGAAAUUCUUAUUUUAUUUGCAGUGGCAUGUAUAUAUUUUCAUGAUGCUGAAUCUCUGUGUAUACUUUUUGUAUAUAUGUACAUAUUUGUAAAUAUAUGGUAUGCAGAGAUACAGUAUGUGUAUAUUAUAUACCCAUACCCAUUGUGGGCUGAAUUUAUUUAAGUUCUGUGAGGACAUCAUGGUGGCAUUGUUCAUGCUGCUGUAAUUAGGUUGUGGCUGUAUCUCAAUCGUGAGCCUCUAUUUUGAGGGGCUUGUGUUUGGGUAAAAUGGACUAAUUUGGAGUUGAAAUUAGGACAUGAAGAUCUUAACAGAAAGCUGGAUAUUCUUAGCUUUAAAAUCAUCUGCCAAUUUCCAUUUAAACUGAUGAUAAAUUAGUGAUAUGAACCUGAAAAACCUAAGUAUGUGAAACUGAGACACCAGCAGGUUCUUAAGCUAUAUUAGUACUUUAUUUUCUUGCCUGUAGUUGGGUAUUAUUUCUUAGUAACAUAUGUAUUUAUAUUGAGAAUCAAGGGGCAGUGGAAAAAAUUACUUUGAUCACAUUUCAAAAUAGAUAGGAAAAUGUCCUUUAAGUAGGGAAAUAUGUUCCUAGUUGCCAUUUUUUUUUUUUUUCCCUAGUUGCCAUUUUAAUGCCUGAUACCACAGUUUAAUUUGGGAACAAUUUUUUUUCCACCAGUGUGUCUCAUCUUACCUCUGUGAGGCAGAAAAUGGAGCAUUAGGUAGAGGAGGGCUUUACCUAGGUAGGGUCGAAUUUAAUGAGGAACAAGAGGUUGAUAACCUUUAUAUUUGCAGCAGCUGUGAUUAAUUUAGUCCUGUCUUGGCAUUUCUAACGAGAGAUUUUUCUAAUUGGAACUGCAUAUCAAAGAUGAGUAUGCUUAUCUGAGAAAAUGCUUCCAGUGAAUAAAAUGCCUCCAGUUGUAUUUCUUUGUCUCUAUGAGACCACUGUGUUCUGCAAAUGGAUACAUUCACACACGAAGUAGGAUUCUUAAUAUUAGGUGCAUGGCAUGCUAUAAAAGUGGGGCCUUCAAACCUCUACCAAGAAUGACAGGUAGGGGAGGAUAAGAGGAUAGUAAAUAUGUGCAGUGCCAAUUUGUGAACCUAUGGAAUAUCACAGAGAUCAAUAUUCGGUUACUCGGGUCUUCACUGGGCAUGUUUAUUUGCACGGAAGAGUGUAGGAGAUAUUUAAUAUACACUUGAAUACAUUCACCACAAAAAUUAAGUAGGGGUUAUUUUUUUGCUUGAUAAAAUAUAACUGCAAACAACUAUUUACCCCAUUAUUCUUCAGAAGAUUAAAUCUAUCUGAUCCAAUUUUAAAUUAUCUUAAAGAGAAAAGUCAGGAGUCAUUUCUACUGUCCUCCAAAAUGUUACGUUUGCCUCUUCAUUGUAUUUUUAAUAUGUCAGCCAAGUAUUCAUAACACUUCUCAAUUACAAUGUUAAAUUUUAAAUAAAGUUGUAAUAGCCUUUUUCUUAAAUACAUAUUAAAAUUUGGUGAUGUAUUCUUUCUGAGAAAAUCAGUGAAAACGUUCAUAGUGUCUGAUGUUCGAGUUGUUUUAGUAACCAAAUCAUUUAUUGCAACUGGAGAGUAGCAGAGCAGAUGUUAUGCUAUUUAAAAUUCAUGGAACUGACUCAUGCUUAAUGUGGACAUUGAUUUGAGGAGAGCAGCAGCAUUUAGAAGUGUAGUAGAUGAGACUGACAUUGUGAAUAUGACCUCUGACUCUCUAACAGUCAGGUUGCAAUUAAAUAAGAAUUGCUUAGAAAACCAAGUCCUCUCUCCCCCUAUUCUCCUGCAGUCUUAGACAUGGAUACUUUAUACCUGUUCAUGCUGUACCUCCAGUUCUUUCCUGGAUACUGUGACCACUUUACCUUAAAAAACAAUUUUAUUAAGGCAGUUCAUCUUCCUCAAACGAGAAUUUCAAAACAUAAUAAUUACACUGUGUCCCAGCUUCACUGAAUUUUUGAACGCAGAGAUUUAUUAAACAUGCCUUGUGUUUAAGGAAGGAUAAUUGAUGUGUGAAUGGAAUCAAUCACCUAUUGAAGGGAAGGAUGUCAGGAUGAUGUAGGGGGACAUGCCCUUAAAUGGGUAAAGAUAAAUGUAUUAAAUCAAGUGUAACUAAUUUGUUGAUGCCAUAGAAAUAUUUCCUUUGGAAUUCUGUAGAUAUGAAAUGUUUUCUUAAGCUAAAAUUGAUAUUUUUAACUUAGUUUGGUGUAAUAUUGACUUUUAAGAAGAAUUCCAUUUCGAUAUAACGUUGUUAAUCACUGACUGAAGCACCAUUUCUUAAUUUAAAAAUAUUUUUGUUAAUUUGUGUUUUUUUAAAGUUAUAUUUUAAAUUAUCAAACUAUUCUAAGCAGUAUGAUUUUUUAAAAAACAUAUUUGAACAGUGCUUUCAGAGUUUUUUAGCAGUUUGAGGUAUACUAAUUCUGCACUCCAGAUUCACUUAAUCAUAAAGCCUGAAUUUGGUCAUAGAACAGACUAUAAAUUGGGAAUAUUUUCCUAUUUUGGUGAACAAUUCCAGUCUACAUCCCAAGACAAUCAUCUUUUUAGGUGUAGUAUUGUUUAUUGAGACAUUGGUAAUUUUAGGGUUGAGUUUUUUUACUUUUCUGAUAGGCUUAUGGAAUGAAGAUUAAUAGAAUGAGUGUUUAUGUCACUUCAGAAUGAGAUGGGGAAUUAUAGCUAGCCUUCCUUUAGGUAUGCAGUAAACAUUAUUUAAAAUUUUAUAUUACUAAUAUUCUUUUUUUUUAAUUUAUUUUAUUUUUGGCUGCGUUGGGUCUUCGCUGCACGCAGGCUUUCUCGAGUUGAGUUAGCAGGGGCUACUCUUUGUUGCGGUGCGCGGGCUUCUCACUGCAGUGGCUUCUCUUGUUGCGGAGCACGGCCUCUAGGCAUGUGGGCUUCAGUAGUUGUGGCACGUGGGCUCAGUAAUUGUGGCUCACAGGCUCUAGAGCACAGGCUCAGUAGUUGUGGCACAUGGGCUUAGUUGCUCUGUGGCAUGUGGGAUCUUCCUGGGCCAGGGGUCGAACCCGUGUCUCCUGCAUUGGCAGGCAGAUUGUUAACCACUGCGCCACCAGGGAAGCCCUAUAUUACUAAUAUUCUUUUCUCUUUUGAAACUGUCAUGAAUGUCCACUUAUCUGUGAUUGAAAAUUAAGAUUUGUAAACAUUACAAUUUGACCCAUAAGUCUUUUCAAACAUCAAAUCAGUAAAAUGGUUUGAUAUUUUCAAACAUCAAACCAUUGUAAAAUGUGAAAUGAUCAUAUAUGAUAAUCCCAAGAGUAAAUAUUUCCAAACAUAUAGAAAUAAACACUAUUUAAAUUAAAAAAUCUAUUCCUACCCUUCUUUGCAUGUUACUGACUUUUUUUUAAGAUUACAGGUAUGUGUUGUAAUGUAUUAAAAAUCUGCAGGAAAAAUUGCUUCAAAUGUUUUAGGGCAAUGAGAAUUUUUAUUUACUAUUUCUUGCAGAAUGAGUUUUUAAAAAAACUUUUGUUUCUUUUUUAUUAAAAAGAACUCAAUCGUUCAGUAAAAUAUUUUAGGACUUUGUGUUUGUGACUUUUUAUAGUUAUCUGGUUACAUUCCUUUCAUCACAUAGAUCAUGUGACUAGUUCUCCAGCUGUUUUUUAUUUGUUGUUUUUAAUAAACCUUGCCACUCAACAAUCAAGAGAUACAUUUUGGAGGCUUCUUCCUGUCAAAGUAGAAAGGUCUUAGGUAAUAGGAAAGGCAGAUGCAAUGUCCUACCAUUUUCAUAGUAGAGUUUACAAAUGAAGGAAUUUAUCCAAAUAGGUUUAUCUUCACUGUGUAGCACCAGUAAAAAUAGUGGUUUCACUAAUCAUUGAAUGUGAUGAAGCAGUUUUAAAUCAUUUCCUACUUAGCUCUAAAGAAUUUUGUCAUUUCAGGCCACAUUAUUAUUUUCUCUGAGUAGUUUCCAUUGUAAGGUUGAAUACCUUUUUCUUUAUUCAAGUCAUCACUAAAGGUUAAGAUAAUCAAAUAGGAGUUAAAAUAAGUUAUAUUUGGUCUUUUUUCCCUGAAAAUAAUGGUGAAUCUAUUGUCUAUAUUAUGGAUAUUAGGCAGAAAUGCACUUGUUUCAAUCAUAGCAGAAAUUACAUUUGGAGAAUAUAAUUACUUGAUUUCCUAGUGGUGUGAAAUACUUUUUAAAAAUUGUGCUUGUCUGUAACUGAAAUGUUAUAGAAUUGUAACACUAUAAGGAUUAUAGAGGUAUAUUUAUUAGCUCUCUUUGAGAGGUUGAAGCACAAUAAUUUUCACGUAACAGUUCUUAUCCAAGUGCUGCUAAUCUGUCGUGCAAAUAAUGAAGCUAUUUGGUUGCCUAUCUAGCUAUUCACAAAUCACUGUAAUCCUUGAAACGUAGUCUUGUUGCUCAUUUGUAUUAAAUUUUGGGUAUUGUGGGUUAAUACUUUAGAACAAAAUCCAUCAACUCAGCUCUGUGAGACAAGAAACCAUUUGGAUUCACUAGUUUUAUGUGUUCUCAGUAGAAUUAAAUUUGAAGGGGCUAUUUACCACCAAUGACUAAGGGGGAAAAUUAUAUUGUCAAUAUCAUUUGACUUGAACAACUGUGGUAUUGUAAAAGUCUUACCUGUUGUGUUUCUAAAUUGCUUAAGCCAUACAUACUCUUAAGGAUGUUUUCCUAUUGUGUUCCUUUUCAGCAGCCUUUUUCUGCUUUGUCUGUUAUGGCUAAUAUGUCAUAGACUUUAGAAAUUGAGAAGUUAUCAAAACAUUUUAUUUUCUUGAUCAUCACUUUUGACUCUUGUAUGGUACGUGAUUUGUCAUAAAGGAUAGCAAGCCUUUCACUACUUAAGUAAAUGAAUAUCAGAGUAAACACUGUGAUUCUGCAGAGCAGAUUCAGUAGGCCCUUGUCUUUUCCAAUGUUUUCUUCUGUUAUAUGGUGCCUACCACCUUGAGGGCUCUUAAAUAGUAGAGGAUGGAGAGUUAAACAUUGUUUUGAUGUUUAUUGAAUAACAAGAUUACAGAAUAUUUGAUUUUUGUUGUCAGUGUAUUGAAGACAUUUUUGCAUUGAUAAAUGUUCUCUCUAGGAAUGUGAUUACAUUCAUCAGGUGUGAACUCUUGUAAAUGAAUUUUGUAUCUUGAAUUCACGUAUAUAUUAAGUGUAUCAUCGAUAUAAAAAUAAACAUUAUUUGCUUAAA
Molecule: messenger RNA, 11417 nt
Organism: Orcinus orca (killer whale)
Lineage: Eukaryota; Metazoa; Chordata; Mammalia; Artiodactyla; Delphinidae
Gene: SCAI
Product: suppressor of cancer cell invasion
Exons: 18
Coding region: 119-1939 (606 amino acids)
Biological process (GO): DNA-templated transcription
Cellular component (GO): nucleus
Molecular function (GO): transcription corepressor activity
Source: RefSeq, a predicted model, not a curated record